Molecule: messenger RNA, 1032 nt
Organism: Diaporthe amygdali
Lineage: Eukaryota; Fungi; Ascomycota; Sordariomycetes; Diaporthales; Diaporthaceae
Product: taurine catabolism dioxygenase
Exons: 1
Coding region: 1-1032 (343 amino acids)
Molecular function (GO): oxidoreductase activity
Source: RefSeq, a predicted model, not a curated record
AUGUCCGCCCUCCCGGAUCUAAGUCCGGCCCAAGUCAGCCACAUUCCUGCCCAGAAACUCUUCGAUAUAGACGGCACAACAAUCUCUUUCCCACUCGUUCUCAACCCUGGGAAAUCUGAGCUCAAUACACCUACGACCGCUCUCAACACGACCGACGCAGUCACUGCCUGGAUCACGCGAAACCAGAAGCAACUGGUCGACUUGGCCAAGACCCAUGGCGCCAUUCUGCUCCGUGACUUCUGUCCACCGGUCUCCACAGCCGCAGACUUCGAUGCUGUCUGCAAAUCCUUUGGGCUGGCUGAAUUCCCAUACAUCGGCGGGGCAGCACCGCGGACUGUCAUCACCGGUUCCGUCUUCACCGCCAACGAGUCCCCCGCCGACCAGCUCAUCCCUUUCCACCAUGAGAUGGCUCAAAGCAAGACUCACCCCGGCGUCCUGUUCUUCUUCUGCAUGAAGGCGCCACCAGAGGGGGGAGAGACACCCAUUGUACUUUCCAACCUGGUGUAUGAGCGGAUCAGGGGAGAGUUCCCGCAAUUCGUAUCAGAGCUGGAGGAGAAGGGCGUCAGGUAUGUCAGGGUCUUGCCUGAGGUCGACGACCCCUCGAGCGCGAUAGGUAGAGGGUGGAUGUCCACAUUCGCGGUGAGCACCAAAGAGAACGCCGAAAAAGCUGGGAAGGAGAUGGGGAUGGAGUUAGAAUGGCUGGAGGGCAACCUCCUCAAGACGACGACCGCUGUCAUUCCAGCGACGAAAAAAGACCCGCGUACCGGGAAGACAUCGUGGUUCAACAGUAUUGUGGCAGCUUUCACGGGCUGGAAAGACACGCGGAAUGAUCCGCGCAAGGCGGUGGUGUUUGGAGACGGUAGCCCUCUCGAUGCGGACAUCCUGCGCAGGUGUCAAGACAUCAUGAACGAGCUAGCUGUGGCAUUUGAAUGGAAGCGAGGCGACGUUUUGGUUGUCGAUAAUUGGGUGACACUCCACUCAAGAAAUUCCUUCAAGGGCGAACGGGUCAUCUACGCAAGUCUGUGGAAAUGA